AUGGGUGAUGGAGCAAACCCGAAAAAUGAAGAAAAGCAAAAAAACACUGAAGCCACUUCUGAAAGGGAAAAAGCUGAAUCCCUCCCCAUUUCAAAUGCAAAGGAGGACAUGAAGAGAAAGGGAAAUGUGAAGAACCCCAGCAGACCAAACCCUGGGCCCAAUGGAGGGACUUGGCAAUAUCAACCCAAUCCCACAUUUAGACCCCAUCAGGGCAGUGUCCAGUUUAAUCCCUGGCACGAGAUUGCUUAUCUCAGACAGCAACUUGAAGCCUCCCAAUACCAUCAGAAUAACCUUUACUUGAACAUGGUAGCUGCAAACAAGAGGGCCUCUUAUCACCAGUUUCAGGUGAACAAACUUCAUGAACAAAUGCAUGAGACCAAGAGAAAUCAGGAGGAAACAAUUAAAGACCUCAUAGAGCAGCUAGAGGAGGCUUCUAGUAAUAAGCCCAAUGACAUCAGUGAGACUGACACUCUCACAAAUGACAAUGAAGCUAUUGUCAUACUGGAUGAGGUGAUGGUUGCCCUGCAGGACCAAAUCAGCCACCCUACCACAGAGCAGUGUGUGGAGUCUGCCACUCCAACCACAGAGGCUUCACACACUGACUCUGUAGGACUGAUGUCCUCUAAGGAGGCUGAAUUUGAGGUCCAAUGUAGAAUUCAGCAAGAGCAGAUUGAGAUGCUCCAGAAACAGCUCCUAGCAGCUCAAAAUCAGCUUGAAGAGCAGGCCGUUAAACAUAGGCAGGAGCAGGAGACACUCAACCUGGAAAUCAGUGACCUGAAAUCACAGCUUUGCUCCAACAAGGCCCUUCAUGAUUUGAAGGUUGAGUCUCUUGAACAAGAGCUGAAAGAGGCCAAAGCCUCCUCACUUAAAAUCGCACAGGAGCCGGAAGAACAAAAUGCAAAUGAAAUGCCUCUGAAAGAAAAACACGCUGGAGGAGAGAAGAUGGAAAAAGAGGACUCACUGCCAUCCACUGCAAUGUCUCUGCAGGAGCCUCUGAAAGAAAAAGACACCAGACAACAAGAAAAAGAAGAAAAAGAGGACUCGCCUGCAUUGUCUGUGCAGGAGUCUUUGCAAAGUCUACGAGACAAACAGAAAAUGUUCAAUGUCAAGGUGGCUGAACUCGAGACUGAGGUUAAGAGCCUGCCAGAGGUUCCGCCAAGUAAGAAGAAGAAGAAGAAGCGGAACUGCCUGCGUCCCCAAUUUCACCUAAUUGGUCUCAACAUCAAGUCCUAA
Pelmatolapia mariae (spotted tilapia) is the source of this 1233-nucleotide messenger RNA. Its product is annotated as centrosome-associated protein CEP250-like. Bases 1 to 1233 code for a protein of 410 amino acids. NCBI's taxonomy places the organism in Eukaryota, Metazoa, Chordata, Actinopteri, Cichliformes, Cichlidae. The transcript has a single exon. The record is from RefSeq and is a predicted model, not a curated record.